UGAAAAUAAAGUCAAAAAUAUCGCAAAACGUAAUUAAAAUUUAGAUGAGCCUUAUUAAAUGUGAAAAUCAAAGUUAGAUCAAGGCAAUAAGAAGUCUGUGAAAUUCAAUACUUUUGAUAAAUGAGGAAUCGAACAAUAACAAUAAAAUUAAAAUAAAAAAAAAUGAAUUUGAGAGAAAUUUUUGCAUUAAAAUUUACUAUAAUUUUCUCAUCAUUUUUGACUAUUGGCAUUCAACGAAUCGAAGCAAAUCCUGAUGCCAAAAGGCUUUAUGAUGAUUUAUUGAGCAAUUAUAAUCGAUUGAUUCGUCCUGUAAGCAACAAUACUGAUACAGUUUUAGUAAAGCUGGGCUUACGGCUCUCACAAUUGAUUGAUCUGAACUUAAAAGAUCAAAUUCUAACAACAAACAUCUGGUUAGAGCAUGAAUGGCAAGAUCACAAGUUCAAAUGGGAUCCAUUGGAGUAUGGUGGUGUUACUGAAUUAUACGUUCCAUCUGAGCACAUUUGGCUACCAGAUAUUGUUCUUUACAACAAUGCGGAUGGUGAAUAUGUUGUAACAACUCUAACAAAAGCUAUUCUACAUUAUUCUGGAAAGGUUCUGUGGAAUCCGCCUGCAAUUUUCAAAUCAUCGUGUGAAAUUGAUGUACGAUAUUUCCCAUUUGACCAGCAAACAUGCUUCAUGAAGUUUGGAUCCUGGACGUAUGAUGGAAAUCAAAUUGAUUUGAUGCACAAAAAUCAAGUUAAUACAUCUGUAAAUAUAGUUAAGAUAGGAAUUGAUUUACGAGAAUUCUACCCAUCCGUUGAAUGGGAUAUUCUUGCGGUGCCUGCAGAAAGACAUGAAAAGUAUUACCCAUGCUGCAGUGAAGCCUAUUUGGAUAUAUUUUUCAACAUAACAUUACGUCGUAAAACACUUUUCUACACCGUCAAUUUAAUCAUUCCAUGUGUCGGAAUUUCAUACCUGUCAGUUCUCGUAUUUUAUUUGCCAGCUGAUUCUGGUGAAAAAGUUGCAUUAUGUAUUAGCAUUUUAUUAUCGCAAACGAUGUUCUUCUUGCUUAUAUCAGAAAUUAUACCUUCAACGUCUCUCGCACUGCCAUUGUUGGGAAAAUAUCUACUAUUCACUAUGAUAUUAGUUGGUCUAAGUGUCGUUGUCACUAUUGGUAUACUUAACAUACAUUACCGCAAACCCUCAACACAUAAAAUGGCUCCGUGGGUAAGAAGCUUUUUCAUAAAGACACUUCCUCGUCUAUUGUUGAUGAGGGUGCCAAAAGAUUUGCUUAAGGAGUUGGCAGCCAACAAAAUUAAUUAUGGCAUUAAGGCUGCCAACAAGAAUGCAAGCAAAAAAUCGAAAUUCAAUGCAGCAUUAAAUGCACAAUUCCAAAGCAAUUCGGGAUGUAGUUCACCAGAUUCGAUAAGAGCUAUGCAAGGACGGCCAGGCUGCAAUGGACUUCAUUCUACAACAGCUACAAAUCGAUUCAGCGGAUUAGUUGGAUCUCUGGGUGUCGGAUUAAGUGGUGGAGGAUAUAAUGGACUACCAUCGUUAAUAUCAUCAGGAUUAGAUGACUCAUUGAGCGAUGUUGGUGCCAAAAGAAAAUAUCCAUUUGAAUUAGAAAAAGCUAUUCAUAAUGUCAUGUUCAUUCAACAUCACAUGCAACGUCAGGAUGAGUUUAAUGCCGAAGACGCAGAUUGGGGUUUUGUGGCUUUAGUAUUGGACCGUUUAUUUUUAUGGCUCUUUACAAUGGCGUCACUAUUUGGCACAUUUGCAAUUCUUUGUGAAGCACCAGCACUAUACGAUGAUACUAAGCCAAUUGACAUUGAAUACUCUAUUAUCGCGCAAAAGAUAUUCAAUUUAACAGUCAAGGAUCAUUAAAGUAUGGUUUUGUUCAUCGUUAUUAAGUCACAAGUUAGUCGAUCUUGUACUGAAAUUUUAUGCUGCUUGUGUCAUACAUUUUCAAGCAUCAAAUUGUCAAAUCAUUCAUUCUGUUGUUAAUUCUUAGAAGAAAAUUUAUUCUUCCUUUUUUUAAAUAAAAAAAAAUUAUAUAAAACAAUCGUUAACAUUAACAUUGAUGGAUAUUACAAAACGUAAACGAAUAACGGAGAUUUUUCCUCAUUUUUUUCAUAACAAAAG
Chironomus riparius is the source of this 2121-nucleotide messenger RNA. NCBI's taxonomy places the organism in Eukaryota, Metazoa, Arthropoda, Insecta, Diptera, Chironomidae. The record is from the annotation of a GenBank genome assembly.